This is a messenger RNA of Exophiala spinifera, 1878 nucleotides long. RefSeq lists its product as uncharacterized. The record is from RefSeq and is a predicted model, not a curated record. Bases 1 to 1878 code for a protein of 625 amino acids. The transcript has a single exon. Lineage: Eukaryota; Fungi; Ascomycota; Eurotiomycetes; Chaetothyriales; Herpotrichiellaceae.
AUGCGCAUCACAAGAGCUGCUCUCCGGGCUCAGGCUCACGACGAAUUCCAAUCCAUACACGAAGAUCCGGACGCGGGCACCUCCAGGAACCAAGACGAGUCGAGCGAGGUUCACGAGACCGACCGACCAGCUCUCAAAGAUAUCACUGCAGAAAACUACCCUACCGCCGAAGACGCUCCUGGAGUUGAAGAGUCUGCGCCUCUGAAACGAUCAAAGAGCAAGAAAAAGGGUAAGCAGAACAAGAAGGACAAGAACGAGGAGGAGGCCACUGUAGCAGACAAUCUUGAGGCACAACAUAUAGAGUUAGUAUCCGCAGAGGUCGUCGACGAGAGUCAGGAACAGUCCCCAGAAACACAAGAAGAAGAGGAAGAAUCUCCGGACACGGCCUCGCUGGAGCCACAAAGCGCGCAACAGCCCAGCUCCGAAAAAGUAGUAGACGUGGCAGUCCAGCCCCUUGCACACAGUUCAACUCCCAGCCCAAUUCGCAACGAAGCUCCAAAGACGCCCAGAUUCAAUCCAGAUAUCCAUGUGCCUGAACACGCCCCAACAACACCAGCCGUAAGCAACGUCGAAGAUUCCUUCGUGGAGCAAAUCAAAUCCAGAUCCCCCAGCAAGAUGCACUACACAGCAGACGUGGCACGUUCUCCCUCAUAUGACCCCAGCAACCAGCUACCGAGGAUCGAAGAUUCUGUGGACGCUAUUGACGCCUUGGAAGACGCAAUCGAGGAGUUUUCUGAGAGACUCCCGGCUUUGGACGAUCUCAAGAUCGAGUCACCGGUCAAGUCUAGCAAGAACACGCCAGCAAAGCUGAAUCUUCAUCCAAAUUCAAAAGCACCGGGUAGUUCACAAAAGUCCGAACCAGUUGCUGCAAAAAGCCCUCGCAAGUCGCCAUCAAAGUCUCCGUCAAAACCUGCUCCUGCCGACAGACGACCAAGUGUUCAGCCGAGAUCUACAGCAACCAGCCGUGCAUCGAGUGCGAAAGCGGCCAUAAAACCACUUAAAGUCGCAAAGCAAGCCAAGAAGCCCAUAAUCGACGGUUUGAAGCCUCGAGAGUCUUCGUCUGCUUCCGCCAUGCCACUCCUGACAUUCUCCAAUUCUCCAUCCAAGUCUCUUCCCAAUACGACAAAGAAGCGUGUGCCCAGUACUACUCUGUCGACCAACAAACCUGCAUUCGUUCCAGCCAAGUCUGCCAAACCACCGACGAGACCAACGUUCAGUCUUCCAGGUGAAGCGAUCUCCGCGAAAUUAAAGGCUCAACGAGAGGAACGCCUCAAACGUGAAGAAGAAGCCGAAAAGGAGCGCAAGAUCUUCAAAGCUCGCCCGGCGCCAGCCAAGACGUCCCGACCCAGCGUGCUUCCACGCGACACCAAAGCCAGUCAAGCACGCCUGAGCAUCUAUUCGACCGGAACGAACAAGGAGAACGUGGCCCCUAAGCGCGAACCCGCCAAGAUGCGACCGUCGUCAUUCCACUCGGGACUGUCCAGGGACGUCACGAAAGCCAACUCGAGCGUCCGCCGGACUAACAGUGUCGUGGGAGCCAAGUCGAGUCCCGCGAAACCAAGAGUCUCUUCGGUCCAGCUGGCCGCGGGGCAGAAGCUGUCCGUGACCAAACAGGACCAGGCGCAGCAAAAGGCACGCGGCAAGGAGGUGUUUGCACGGUCCAAGAUCGAAAUGGAACGGCUAGAGAAGGACAGGAAGGAAAAGGAAGAGGCGACGCGCAAAGCCAGAGCUGAGGCUGCUGAACGUGGACGACAAGCAAGUCGCGAAUGGGCGGAGAAGCAGAAGAGGAAGUUGGCAAUGCAGGCUGCUGAGAAGAUGGCGCGUGGGGAUGGCGUCGCGAGUGCUGGCGCAGGUGCGAGUGCUGUGGCUACUUCGUGA